CGGACAUCUGGAGUCAGAAAUUCAUGUCUUACUUGACAUCAAUGGCACACAGGUGAAAAUUGACAGCAAAAACACCCAGACAAUUGAGGUUGACGGUGUCAACAAGCACAUGCCCUUCUUGCUGAGCCCCUCUGCAUUAGCUUUCUCCGUGGGACUGCAAACCUACAUCCGCACAGCCUCUGGCUUUUUCUUCAGUCUUGGUUUACAAGGCAGAGUCGGCAUCACAUUGUCUGAUAAAUAUGCCAACGCCACCUGUGGCCUGUGCGGAAACUUCAACUUUGACCCAGCUGAUGACCGCAGAGUGAAUGGCUCGCAUCUUACCCCUGAGGAGUUUGGAAAGGCCUGGAGAAGUGGGCACAACCCUUGGUGUAUGGAGGGCUGUCUAGGAGGAAGUUGUCCGACGUGCUCACCUGGGCAACUGGCCCUCUACUCGGGCCCUGGGGCUUGUGGGAGGAUUCUUGAGGCUAAUGGUCCAUUCAGAGAUUGUCAUGGCAAAGUGGAGCCGGACCGUUUUUACAAGCACUGUGUCAGUGACCUGUGCCUUCAUGGAGGGCUGCAGCCUGCCCUCUGUGAUUCACUGGCUGAGUAUACGUCUGUCUGCCUGUUUCACAAUGCUGGCGUCCAUGCCUGGAGGAGCCCUGGAUUCUGCUGUAAAUGGUGUUCUUGAGAACCUGCCCUUCUCCCAGGAUAAUAUCACAGUGAUCAGUAAAAAUGGACUGCUAACAAUCAAGGCCUUGAAGUCAGUCCAGCUUAGUACAGACCUGCACAACCAAAUUCUGGUCAAGAUUCCCAAUAUUUACCAGCAGACCACCUGUGGCCUUUGUGGGAACUACAAUGGUAAUUCCUCAGAUGACCUCCAGCUGCCCAAUGGCACUCUGGUGUCUAACCCUGAUGUCUUUGGCUCCUCAUGGAGAUGGCCCGAUAUGGAUUUAUCCUGCAAUGACACGUGUGUCGACACAUGUAAACCCUGCAUCUCUCCGCUGCUCAACUACACAUCCGAGCUGCACUGUGGUCUCCUCACACAGCCCAAGGGACCGUUCUCCCUUUGUCACCGGGCACUGUGUCCAAAGCAAUACUAUUCGUUCUGCAUGGCACACGUGUGCACUACAGAGAGGCAAAGCCAGGCCCUGUGUGACGCACUGCAGGCCUAUGAGGUGGCAUGCAAGGAGGCAGGAGUGCAUGUUGGCCUCUGGAGGAAUAAAACGGGCUGUGAAUACCAGUGUCCCCAGUUCAGCCACUAUAGCCAGUGUGCCAAUGCAUGCUCCUCACUGUGUCCUGAAGUUGGCCAGAUAGUGCAAUGUCCAAACGGUUGUGUGGAAGGCUGCCCGUGUGAUGCUGGACACCUUUACAAUGGCUAUGCAUGUGUGCCAAUGGGGAAUUGCGGCUGUUUGCAGGAUGGGAGGAGGUUUGAGGCUUCUGAAAGCAGACUUCUACAAAACUGUACAGUGAAAUGCACAUGUGGGCCUCCCCUUGUCUGUGAGAAGUACUCGUGCCCUGAACAACAAAACUGUUCUGUCUCAGAUGGCAUCAUGGGUUGCCAGAAGAAUGCGGCAGAUAGCUCGGAUCCAUGCAGGGGACGAUGUGAGCAGUCAGAGGAAUGCGUCCUGAGUAAUGGUGUGCCCAUCUGUGAGACUCCUCAAGCUGUGUGCUGGGCCUGGGGAGACAGGCACUACCACACCUUUGAUGGUCUUGACUAUGACUUUGGAAGUACCUGUACCUACCUACUGGCAGCCAGCCGAGGUGCAGCUUGCGGUCUGAUGCCCUUCAGUGUGUCACAGAAGACCGGCUGUUAUGGCAAAGGAACGUCCUCACGGGUGGUGACUGUACAGGCCUAUGGAUUCCUCCUCAAGCUCGACAACAAGAAGGGCAGAGUCCUGGUAAACGGGCUUGUGGAAUAUUUGCCUCUCAGUCUAUUGCGGGGCAAAAUUCAGGUGACCCACAGGUCAGGUAGGACUCUAUUGAAAACUGACUAUGGCCUCCAGGUGGUCUUUGAUUGGGGCAACACCAUUGCUGUGACAGUGAACCCACAAUACAAGGGCAGAGUUUAUGGCCUCUGUGGCAACUUUAAUGGUAAGCCUCUAGAUGAGCAUACCGUAGGCACACUCGGCACUCACUCCCCUGAAAAUGUGGUGGACCUGGCCCAGGAGUACAGGCUCUUUGAUGGAGAUGAUGAAUGUUGCACAAAUUGUCAUCAGACACCAGAUAACUUGACCCUGGCCUCAGAUUUUGUUUCUGACAUGACCUCCAGUUACAAGAGACUAUGUGCAGUCCUCAAGGAUCAGGAGGGACCCUUCGCCCACUGUGAUGGAAAAGUUGACGCUGAUUCCUUCUACCAAAGUUGUGUUACUGACUUCAUACUUAAUAGAGAGCCAAAAGCCGCUCUUGACCAAGCCAUGAAGUCAUACUCCAUGGUUUGUGAGCUAAUUAAUGAUGGCUACCACAGCGAUGUGACAGGUGAUGUGCGCUGCCCACCAAACAGCCACUACAAGACCUGUGGCUCUGCCUGUCCUCCAUCCUGUGACUCAAACAUCACUAUCUGUAAUAAGAUGUGCGUACAAGGCUGCUUUUGUAACCCCGGUUUCAUCAAGAGUCCCGAGGGAUGUGUGCAUCCAAAGCGCUGUGGAUGCACAGACUCCAGCAACAAAUACCACAGCCUCAACACAACUUUCUGGACCCCAGACAACUGUGGCCAGCUGUGCGUGUGUGGUCCAGCUGCCAAAGAGGUCAACUGUAAGCCGUCUCUGUGCCCCAGAGGACAAGUCUGCAAGCAGCUGGGGCACAAGAGCUUAUGCCAGCCCAAAGAAGAACACCUCAACUGUUCCAUAGUCACUGGGCUCCACUUCAUUACCUUUGAUGGCCAUCGGUUUAAGUUUAGAGAUGGUUGUUCCUACAUACUGGUUCAAACCCCUAACCAGACUGAAAUGACCCCCUUCAACAUCAUCGUUUCUGAUGCUAGAUGUCAAAAAAGGUUUUUUCAUAGCCUUAAUUUGAAACUCUCAGUAUAUAAUGUGGAGGUGUUGGUAAGCGGAGAUGACCCAGAAAAGAUUUUGGUUGAUGGACUGCAUAAGCCUCUACCAUACUAUCAUAAAGUGGGCCAUAUAAAUGCUUAUCGCACACCCUCAUCUUUGGCGAUUCAUACAGAUUUUGGAUUACAGCUGGUCCUCUACAAAAUGGGCACUAUUACGAUUAUCCUACCUGGUACUUACGGAUCCUCUGUCUCUGGUCUCUGCGGGAAUGCCAACGCAAACCCUAAUGAUGAACUACUCCUGUCCAAUGGCGAGAGAGCGCAGAACACACUAGAGUUUGCGCACAGCUGGAGGACCAGAGAGUCGAAAACCUGUAGGUCGAACUGUACCUCCUGGAUGAAGUGCUGCUCUGCAGAAGAGCAGAGGCUUUUUGAGAGCAGUGACUUCUGUGGGGUGCUACUGAAUGAACUGGGCCCAUUUGAGGAGUGUGCUUCAGUAUUGAGUCCCAUCAACUACUUCCACAGCUGUGUUGAGGAUUCCUGCUGCUAUGGAGGGUACUACUUGGCUUUUUGCAAUGCUAUUGCAUCCUAUGCUGCAGCCUGCCAAGCAGCCCAGCUCCCUGUCAGGCAGUGGAGGAGUGACACUUUCUGUGGUAUGUCAUGCCCUAAGAACAGCCACUAUGAGCUGUGUGGACCUCGAUGUCCUGUUGUGUGUGCUGGUUUGUCCUCCCCAGCCAACUGUAGUGGGGGGUGCCAGGAGGGCUGUCAGUGUGACAACGGCUAUGUUCGAAGUGAUGGCCAGUGUGUGCUAGUUUCUGAUUGCGGCUGUAUGCACAAUGGACAAUAUUACCCUGCCGGCUACUUCUCCCCAGGGCAUGGUUGCCAGAAGUGUUACUGUAGGAGUGGGGAGGUGUCCUGCAAGCCUAUAUCCUGCGGCUCCCAGGAAAGGUGCUCGGUAAAGGAUGGCCUCGCCCAAUGUCGGCCUGUGGAGUAUGGGGUGUGCCAAGUGUUGGCUGGCUUUGGCUACAUCACUUUUGAUGGCUUGGUUCUCCCCCACCAUGGAGCAUGUACUUACGUGCUGUCAGAUUCGUCUUCUAAAGCUAUGCCUAACUAUACGCUGCUUCUUAGCUUUACAAAGGCUAGAAAUGGUACAGUUCAUCAAAUCAGCAGAUUAGUAUUCCGAUGGCGUUCUUUACAGCUUUCUGUUGACCCUGAGACGCCGUGGAAGAUCCAAUUAAAUGAGGAAGAACUUGGCUUACCUUUUGAUAUGGGUGAAAUCAAAGGAUACGACGAUGGCAGCAGCUUAACCAUCGCCACAGUGUUUGGUGUAAGAAUCCAACUCUCCUCUUCCCAGUACAUCAGACUGUCUGUACCACAAGAUGAUGACGCUAUGGUUUCUGGCCUCUGUGGGAACUUCAAUGGAGUGACAUCUGAUGACUUUGAGCUGAAGAACAACCAUCUAGCCAAAAGCACGUCGGAGUUGAUACAGAGCUGGGUUUCAGUUGCCCCUGGACAGCAUUGCUAUGCCAACUGCGGGAGUGCCUGUGAUCAGUGCAGGACGUCCACGGAGGCCUGUGACAUCCUGAUGCUCCGCAAUGUAAUGUUCGGUAAUUGCUGGAACAGCGGUGUAGAGGCCCAUGUUUACAGAGAUGCGUGCAUCAAAGCAAUGUGCACUGGAGCCGAGGAGAUGGAGGCUGUAUGCCUAGCAAUGGAGGCAUAUACUGCAGCCUGCAAAGCUAAAGGAAUAACUGUGGGCCCAUGGAGACAAAACACCCUUUGCUCUCUCCAAUGUCCUGACCGCAGCAGUCCAAGCGAGUGUGUCGAUUCCAGCUCCAAUUCCUGUCCUGCUCUCCUCACACCUGGAUCUUCAACAGCAGGCUGCUCAGAGGGCUGCCAGUGUCUCAAUGGAAAUGUAUUUGAAGGGAACGAGUGUGUACCACACAGUCAGUGCGGCUGCAUUGUUCAUGAAAAAUAUAUUAAGGUGGAUGAGCAGCUGUACACUGAGAACUGCUCCCAGAGGUGCUGGUGUCACCCCUUGGGUGGGGCACUAUGUGAGAAGACCAUCUGCAGCCCAGGCCAACAGUGUUCUUUGAGAAAUGGAUCCUGGGGGUGUCAUGAGCAGGGUGGGAUUUGUGAGCUCCGUAGUGGCCUCCAGGCCACCACCCUCAGUGGGCAACAGCUGAACCUGAAACCCCGGCUCUCGUACAACUUGGUGUCCUUCUGUGACGAGGCAAGUGAGCACUGGUUCAGCUUGAUCUCCUACCAUGGACCCUGUGGUCACAGCUUUUCCAGAGAUGUCACUGUAGUGCAGUUGCUCCAGCUGGACUCAUCGGUCUCGAUCCAUGGGGGCAAAGUAAAGGUGAAUGGGCAUCCUGUGCCCCUGCCUUACACCCUGCCAUCAGGGGGAUCCCUGACACUCGGUGCUAACCAGGACAAGUCAGAGAUCACGGUGGUCCUGAGCAGAGACACUGGGAUGGAAUCACAGCUGGAGAUAGACGUUGGUGAUACCAUAGUGACAGUCAAGCUCUCUGGCUGGUAUAAAGGCAAGCUGUGUGGUAUCUGUGGAGACCAUAAAGCCCGCAGUUCAGAAGAGUCUGCCCAGUUUUGGGUCCUCGCCGAUUUGCCUAGCUGUGGCUUCAAUGGAUGAUCGACCAUUUAGAUGUCAUUUGAAUAAACAUC
Lampris incognitus (smalleye Pacific opah) is the source of this 5644-nucleotide messenger RNA. Its product is annotated as IgGFc-binding protein. Bases 468 to 5612 code for a protein of 1714 amino acids. The transcript has 15 exons. Lineage: Eukaryota; Metazoa; Chordata; Actinopteri; Lampriformes; Lampridae. The record is from RefSeq and is a predicted model, not a curated record.